CAAACCAAUCAUACGGGAGGAAACUGCAGCAGUAUCUUUAUACACGCACAUAGUUAUGUGCAUGUAUAUUUGUAUAUGCGUGUGUGUGGGAGACAUUUGAGGGAAGAAGAUACAAAUUUGAAGAUGGGAAGGAAACAAAAUUCAAGAAGAAAAACGAGUGAAAGGGCAUUAGCUAAAGAAAAAGACGAUAAACGCACACAAAAAAAAAUACACCAGUAG
Messenger RNA from Trypanosoma brucei brucei TREU927, 219 nucleotides. RefSeq lists its product as hypothetical. NCBI's taxonomy places the organism in Eukaryota, Euglenozoa, Kinetoplastea, Trypanosomatida, Trypanosomatidae. The transcript has a single exon. The record is from RefSeq and is a predicted model, not a curated record. The annotation marks the transcript as partial.